This is a messenger RNA of Nicotiana tabacum (common tobacco), 1848 nucleotides long. RefSeq lists its product as uncharacterized. The record is from RefSeq and is a predicted model, not a curated record. Lineage: Eukaryota; Viridiplantae; Streptophyta; Magnoliopsida; Solanales; Solanaceae.
CUUAUGUCGCACACAAAAGUAAAAAAUAAUAUGUAUAGGCAACGAUGCAUCAUUGUUUAAGUCCUAGAAUUCUCAUUGUAUUUAUUUUGUGUAGCUCACUUUUUCUCAGAUGGCUUCCAGGAUUAGUCAUAGCGGCAGUUGUUACACUUGAUUCGAUCCAAAUAUAUAAGAAACAUGAAUUAUUCGGAUCGAAACCAACAGUAUUUUUUCAGUGUAAAGGGGAGAACAAAACAAUUUUGCCAGAUGUGAAGAAGAAACAUGUCUUGUAUACUUUCAAGGGCGAAGAGUCUUGGCAGCCUUUGACAGAGCUUACAGAUAAAAAGUGCAAACGAUGCGGGAUCUAUGAGAAGGAUACAAUAAAGCCUGAUGAUACUUUUGAUGAGUGGGAGUUAUGUGCUUCUGAUUUUACUGAUCUUGAUGGGAAGUAUGUUCAUUUCUUAAAGAAAGAGCUCAAUGCCACAUUUUUGUGCCCAGAGUGUGUCCCUCGUGGUGGUGCUUCUAAUCACUCAUCUGGCUCACAAAAAGGGGGAAAGAGAAUGCACUGGGCUCUAGUGCUGCUUAUCUGUGCUUUAGCGUCAAUGGUUUUAGUUCUUGGAGCAGUCACUGUUUACAAAUAUUGGAAGCGAAAGAAAAGGCAGCAAGAUCAAGCUCGUUUCUUGAAGCUGUUUGAAGAGGACGAUGACAUAGAGGACGAAUUAGGCAUUGGGCCACUUAGUCAUGUUAUUUAGAAAAAUAACAUCUUUUUUUAUGUCAUAUCCAACAUACAUGUACAUGCUUGACGUAGUUGUAGAGUAUAACUUGAAGGGGUAAAAUAUUAAUUUCAUUUUACUGUAAGAGAAUGUAGCAAAUGUAGGUAGUACCGUGAGCUUGGAAGUAUGUGACCACUGGGGAGUUAUGAGACUGUAUGCCUUUUGAAUAGAAGAUAUUAUUCUUUACAACUGAGCCUCACUGUGUAAUUUCAUUUCACUAUUACUACCGUUCCUUAGUGGUUAUGACUAAUAUCAUCAAAAUGAUCUAGCUAUAGUUCAUGAUGGCUAUACAUAAUUGUUAAAUGGAGAAUAUACACAUGUGGAAUGGUAUAACCAACUUUUCUGUUCACUUUUGUUAUCUUCUUCAAGGUGUUCCUUCUUCAUUUUGAUAUCCUCCUCUGUAUUUGUUUACAUGCCUCUUGCAGCUCAGUUGCUACAAACUGCAAACUUCCUGGCACUCCAAAACAUACCCGUUUCCCUUCUUCGUAAGGUUCCCAAAGAAGUUUGAAGAGAUGGAGAAGUGUCUCCGUAAUGUUUCUAAAGAAGUACUCCAAGGGUUGAGAAUUAGGCUAUUGUUCUUUUUUAUGACCAAUGUCGAAGUAUUCCAAGGGUUGAGAAUUAGGCUAUUGUUCUUUUUUAUGACCAAUGUCUCGAUUGUUGGGUAUCCGAACAAAGUCUCGUAUUGGAAGUUGAGAAGAGAAAGAAGCAACAUAUAAGGUGUAAGAUACUCUUAAUGGUGUGACCUUUUGGGAGAAACUAUGCGAGCUUGCUCCAAAGCGAAGACUAUCACAUGGUGUUAAGAGUAUUUACGGCUUACUUAGCCCAAUCAGAAGAGACGGUUCGGUUGAACGAGCAUCAAGAUGAUGGAGAGUAGUUGUCAUGUUACGUUGAAGGGGCACGUUUACUGCCUUGGCCAAUCUACAGAUCGGUUUAUCGCCUUUGUCAGUCUAUAAAAUGAUAUCAUCUUUGAUGUGACAAGAAAAAACUGGCUAUAUCAGUAAAUACCAAUUGUGUUGCAAGCGGCUAAUUCUAGGGGACUGUUAUCAGCUACAGUAUUGAAGGUGAGUCUCCAAUAUGCUGAUGGGUAUCACAAUGUUGA